This is a messenger RNA of Trichosurus vulpecula (common brushtail), 954 nucleotides long. RefSeq names its product olfactory receptor 11H4-like. The record is from RefSeq and is a predicted model, not a curated record. Lineage: Eukaryota; Metazoa; Chordata; Mammalia; Diprotodontia; Phalangeridae. Gene Ontology annotation, molecular function: G protein-coupled receptor activity; olfactory receptor activity. Gene Ontology annotation, cellular component: membrane. The coding region runs from base 22 to 954 and encodes 310 amino acids. Gene Ontology annotation, biological process: G protein-coupled receptor signaling pathway. The transcript has a single exon.
UUUUCCACAGCUUGGAGUUCAAUGAACAAGUCAGGAACACACACUGUGACUGAAUUUGUCCUCUUGGGUUUCUCUGUUCCCUCGGAGACACGCAUCUUACUCUUUUCUCUUUUCUUCAUAGUCUAUAUCCUGACCAUGGUAGGGAAUGGGGCCAUCAUGUGUGCGGUGAGGUGGGACCAGAGUCUCCACACCCCCAUGUAUAUCCUCUUAGGGAACUUUGCCUUUCUGGAGUUCUGGUAUAUAAACUCCACUGUGCCCAGCAUGUUAGAAAACUUCCUCUCAGAAACUAAAAUCAUCUCUCUUGCUGGCUGCUUCCUCCAGUUCUAUUUCUUCUCCUCCUUGGGUACAACUGAAAUCUAUUUCCUGUGUAUUAUGGCUUAUGAUCGUUAUCUUGCCAUCUGCCACCCACUACACUACCCAACGAUCAUGACCCUAAAGCACUGUUGCACCUUGAUGUCUGUGUGCUGGGUGCUUGGCUUCUUAAGUUAUUUUCUAUCUACUAUCCAGCUUUCUCAGCUAUCAUUCUGUGGUCCCAACAUCAUUGACCACAUUAUUUGUGACCUAGAUCCAUUGAUAGCUCUAUCAUGUGCUCCUGCUCCUGCCACUGAAAUUCUGUUCUAUAUCCUAAGCUCCCUCAUCCUCUUCCUCCCCAUACUCUACAUCCUUGGCUCUUACAUCCUCCUACUAAGAGCUGUGCUAAAAGUUCCUUCAGCUGCUGGCCGGCGUAAGGCCUUCUCCACAUGUGGUUCUCAUCUGGCUAUAGUCUGCCUCUUCUUUGGGAGCCUUAUGAUCAUGUAUGUGAGCCCAACAUCUGAGAACUCAGGAGAAGUACAGAAGAUAAUAAGCUUAUUCUAUUUAGUGGUGACACCAUUCUUAAAUCCUCUGAUCUAUAGUCUCCGAAAUAAGGACAUGAAAGCUGCUCUGAAAAAAGUCAUGGGGAUAGCUUCAGCAUAA